AAACUUGUAUUGACUAGAUCCUGAAAAUUACUGAUCCAAAAAAAGCAAAAAAAAAAAAAAAAGGGAAUUCAAAAAAUCUGAUUGUUUUGUUUCCAUCUUACUUGUUAAAUGUGUUCUUAUGGAAAUGUUUUGGGAUUUUGAUGCCUUUUGCUUGGUGAUUUCCUACACAACAUGAAACAUAUCUUGUUCAAAUAUGCUAUUAGUUUGUUAAUUUCUUUGUGUACAAUUACAGGUGCUACUAGUAUAAUUCAAUCUUUGACCUUCCCCCUUACAUUUGUAUCUAUUGCUCUCUUUCUCCCCAUAAUUUCUCAAAAAGUAGGUCAUGCCUUACAGAAGCACGAGGUUUCUAUCUUGGUUGAUUUAUGAUAAACCUACAUUAGUAACUCACUAUGAAUUGAGCGCAAAUCAGAAAAAGUAGAAGGAAUUGGGGGAGGGGGUUGACAAAACCUUUACUUUGAAAUCUGAUGAGCCAAAAUACCACAAGCUUGUCAUAUCAGCUGGAGGCAUUUCAGUAGUAAUAAAAACAUAUGAGAUUUUCCAGUUCCCCGAUAUUCACGUGUUGAACAAAUGGUAAAUACUGGUCCAGUUGAUUGUGGUGAUAAGGUUAUACCCAAUCCAUCUAAAAUGGGAUCCGAAGAUAUGCCAAUGAUUGGACUUGAUGCUAUGCAACGAGCUAAUUCUACAUUAGAAGAUUUUUGCAGGUCUUAUUUUAUGUUUCACAAAAUGGAUCCUCACCAACCGCAGUGUAUGUUUAGAUACCUACCGAUACUUUCAUUCACUGAAAGUUACAUUUAUCAGUUGGAUAAUUUAAAUGAGAAACUGCUGCAGCCAUCAGUGGGGAUGGGUCGAUCAUCAUAUCGUGAAUACAGUGUGGAAGCAAAACAAAGCUUGGAACUUACAUCUUUGAGAAUGAUGACCAAUGAUCCAUUUAGACCUCUUUGUAUUUUACUUCAGCAGCAUGGGCUUUUGACUGACAGGGUAAGAGAAGAGUUUAGGAGUGGAGUAGAAUAUUGGUAUCUGGAAAGAAAGCUGUGUCAUGCACUUGGGAGUAAACAAGAGAUUUCAGUUGAAGAUGUCAUGAGGGCAAUUCAUCUGAAGUCCUUUGAUUACCGGGUGCUGAAUCUUCUGUUGUAUCAACUGAGAAGUGAAAAGGUCAAUGAUAUGCAUAUGGAGUUUUUGUCAAUAUCGGAGUUCCUUGUGGAGAUAUCCGAUGACUUGUUUGACUAUGAGGAUGAUGUGUUAGAGAAUAGUUUCAAUAUUCUGCGCAUGUUCAAUGGAAUUUAUGGGGCUUCUGCAGCACCAGUAAUGCUGGCAAAAGUUAUAACUGAAGCUGAAGAGAAGUAUGAUAAUCUGUUGAAAGCUCUUGAUCCCGAGCUUUCUCUGAGCUAUCAAAAGAGAUGCGAAGAAGCUACUAAAGAAGGCGGGAAGACGGCAGGCCCGUCUCUUGGAACAUGGUGUAUACCUCCUGUUAUUCAAGAUGAGGAGCUUUAUCGAUCCAAUGUUUUUGAAUUCGAAGCCACCAAAAAUACUGGAAAACAGUUGCCCUACCAGCCAGAAACCACUAAAAUGGUUGCUGGAACAAUGUAAAGCUUCAUAAACAAAAAACCAAAAAAAAAAAAAAGAGGAUCUGGAGGUCAGCAUCUAAUCCUCCCCACCUACCAUCAUAGAAGCCUCCCUAUCUGUCUCUUGAUCCCUCAUUCCCCUCAAAGAGGGGCUCACGUCUGAUUAGCUAGUUGGGUAGUAUUAUUCAAGAUUGUUACUUUAUGUUCGACAACUUGGUGGCAGAGAAGUACCUAUACUAGUGGAACGUAGCAUGUACCUGGUAGAAUAGUCAAGGUGCACGACAAGCUGACUCGGCCACCACCAUUAGAAUUUUUUUUUAUGUUUAUUUAUCAAAAAAGUUGAAAAGAUUGCUACUUCAUGUUCUAAAACUAGGAGUUUGGGUAUUUUUAAGAAUUUUGCUUUUAAGGUUUGUUUUAUUAUACCCUCUUGUGACUGAUGUUACAAUUUGUAUUGCUGUACAUUAUUUUAUUUCUCGAAGAAUGGAGGUUGUGGAGUACACAAAUUAGGGUGCAA
Solanum dulcamara is the source of this 2076-nucleotide messenger RNA. RefSeq lists its product as uncharacterized. The record is from RefSeq and is a predicted model, not a curated record. Bases 568 to 1587 code for a protein of 339 amino acids. The transcript has 12 exons. NCBI's taxonomy places the organism in Eukaryota, Viridiplantae, Streptophyta, Magnoliopsida, Solanales, Solanaceae.